UAUUCGUUCUGGUUUCCCUUCUCGCCUUCGGGGCCAUGGCUAAGGGCGACGGCGUGGCGAAUAGCAUCGAGGCCCUCAUCUCCAGCAUGAAGCAGAGUUUCUCGGGGCUCAGUGCCAAGCGAGACCUGUGGUACGAGAAUUACUCCACCAUGACCCAACUCACCCAGAGCGACACACUCCAGUUGGAAGAACUCCUCCUGGUUAGCAAAAUGGCCAUCCCCAUGAUCUGGUCGAUGUACGUGAACCAAGUACAAGGCCAGAAAGCUUACCUCCACCGCCUUGUACAUGAGGAAUUGGCUCUGUCUCUUCCCUACGACACGGAAUUCCCGGCGCCGCUUUUCUCCUAUUUCCACGUCGAGGCCAAGCUCUCUAUGGGAGAGUUGCAAGAUUUCCAGGUAGAAAUUUUACGGGAUGAUGUCGUUAUCUAUUCUCUCGGGGUUGACUUCGACGAAAUCAACGUGCAAAUCGCCGACGACUGCGCCUUCACCUCCCUGUGGCUAACGGAGAUGGACGCCAGCAUCCCUAUGCCUUUGCCCACCAAGCAUCACUGGUGCACGCAGGACUACCACCUAGCUAGCACCUUCAGCAUCAGGCUCAGCCAAGAGGACCAAGGGACGCCAGAUUCAGCAGAAGACGCCCAGAACGACUUUGAAGACGAAGCACACCAGGCUAUUCAGCUCUUGGAUUUUACAGUGUACGAUGGCGUCAUUAUUCAGUGAAUUCGUUGAUUUUUUCGGUGUUUAGGGGUUUAACCAUUCUUGAUGUU
Messenger RNA from Penaeus monodon (black tiger shrimp), 766 nucleotides. RefSeq lists its product as uncharacterized. The record is from RefSeq and is a predicted model, not a curated record. Bases 36 to 719 code for a protein of 227 amino acids. NCBI's taxonomy places the organism in Eukaryota, Metazoa, Arthropoda, Malacostraca, Decapoda, Penaeidae. The transcript has 6 exons.